GGGAAAAGGAAUGCCAACAUGGACCCGUGGCAAGGACGGGAUGUGACUGUGCUACAAUAACACGAGCAGGAACAAGCAAAGCUAGAAAUAAUCCCAUCCGUCGACGGCGCUGCUUUGUUCCAGCGAACCUCGUCCGAACUACACACGGUUUUGGUUUUCCACUUCUGGAUAGAGUUUCCUCAACGUGCUCUCUCCCGUGUUUGGGUGGAUCAAUGGUGUCUCUCAGCAGCAGAACGCUGAGUUUGGACAAUGACCCGUUCAGGGACAGCGGCAGCCUGUUCUCCAUCGGCCUCGCAGACGGGGCCCGCAGUGAAGGGGCCAGCUCCGCCUCCUGCGACAGCCCGGAUGUCGGGGAGCUGCGAGCGCUGCACAGGUCCAGCCUUGGAGAGGAGGAGGACGAGGAGGAGGAGGAGGAAGAUGACGAGGCACGUCUGCAUAUUUUUCUAGAAGCAGCGGUUGAACCUGCCAACCAGGAGCCCACACUGCCAGAAUUCCCUUUUCAUCCUUCCUCCCCGUUUUCCCCGACGCUGGAUGACAUAGAGGAGUUUCUUAGGGAAAAGAUGGAAUUAGUCAAAGAGGAACUACUAGUCCCAAAGGAGGAGGGAUCCCCUCUGCCGUGCAGCUCCUCGGACCCUCCAUCCAGCGUUGCACCUACAGCUUCCUCACAGACUUGCAGUGACCCAGGGGCUGCUGCCUCCCACUGCACAUCCAGCACAAUCACCCUUCAGAAGGAGCCCAACAGCUCCAGCACAGCUCAUCAUUCCCCUUCUGCCCAUGUGAGCCCCUCACCGUCCACCUCGACGCCCUCGAUGUUCCUCAGCACUCCACUGGUUCUCCAGCUUCAGACCCUUCCUGUGGCCCAGCCUCCGGUCCCAGCAGGCUCCUCACCAGGGGCCCAAAAUGGCAUUUGGCUGGCUCAUCUGGUCAUGGGGCUUCAGGGUGCUACAGGACAAAACCUCACCUUGCUGGCCCCCCAGUUACCCUCUACCCCGGCCACCUUGUUGUCAUUAAACAGUGGUGACACCAAGUCAGCUGACCAGAAGUAUGUGAAGAUUGCCCCGCUGCCCAUCACCAUGAGAACUCUAGAGAUCACGCGCGUGACGGGCGUCGGGGCUCAGGGCGCCAGCGUGCUGAAGGCUGUGGCCCCUCGCGUAACACGAGUGCCGCCAACAGAGAGGGUCCAUAAAUGCUCCCACCCAGGCUGUGGGAAGAUGUACACCAAGAGCAGCCACCUGAAAGCUCACUUCCGCCGCCAUACGGGAGAGAAACCCUACACCUGCAGCUGGCCUGAGUGUGGCUGGAGGUUCUCCCGCUCUGACGAACUGUCUCGUCACCGCCGCUCUCACUCUGGCAUCAAACCCUACGAGUGCUCCCUGUGUGAGAAGAAGUUCGCCCGCAGCGACCACUUAUCCAAACACACAAAGGUCCAUCGCAGCUCCAGGCCCAGCAGGACCAUCAGAGCCACGCUGUGACAACACCUAAGCUCCCGGCUUGGAAUUCGAGGGAGCACGGGCUCGGACUUUCCCUCCCUCAGGAUUUUUGGUGCUUUACAAGCAGAACUUUCAGAAGAAUUUUGAGAGGCGGCUGCUCCGACACUCUCACGUGUCCUUCCUCCUCUCCUUCCUGCUGUUCACCUUCCACUGUUCCCUGCGAGCAGCUCGACUUAUAUCUCAGGAAGAAACUCAGCUGAAAGCUUCCUGACCUUCUCACGCACACGCACACACAGACGCACACGCACGCACGCACGCACACACACACACACACACACACACACACACACACACACACACACAGGAGGCCGUCUUUUAGCGAGCCGCUUCUUCCUGACAGGCUGCCAUGUGAUGGUGGUAAUCGAUAACAGGAGCUUCCUCCCAGCCAAACACCAGGGUCCAUGUGGAUUACGCUUCCCAACAUCUACGUGACAAAAUGUGACCUUUAGCAUCUGCUUUGAUUCCUGUGUCCAAAUCUUGUGAGAGACACGGAUGUCACAGUGUGAAAAUCAACCACGUCUGUGACAUGAAUUUCCGAUUAAAGAAAGUAUUUCCAGUUGCACAGUUGGUUCAUUCUGAAUGAACACUGUGACCUGAUGUGAAGACUAAGUGCUGACGCUGAUUCAGUCUCAGUUCGUGAUUCGGCUAAGAUGAAAUGCUGAGGAGCGUCCACACCAUGCCUUUAUUGCAUUUGUCCAAUCAUAAAUCUCCCUGUUUGCCUUGUAUCAGCUCUACAAUGCCUUUGUCCGUAUCACAAAGCUCACCCUUGUCUUGUAAUCAUGUGACUGCUCUUCUUUAGCUGUGAUUCUAACCUGCAGGUUGCCAAACCAGAAGGCCCAGCUCUGGCCCUGUGAAAGCACUUGGUGUGUGACAGUUCAUAAGCUCUUUGUUCUCUCACACUUUUCAUUUUGUCAACCGACAAACUACUGGGCCUGUGUGUUCUACAUUGGGUCAACGGUGCAAAAGUGGUGUGAGACACUGCUCUUUGGUAUUUACAGUAGCGUUACUGUAAAGACGUUUAUUCUGUUGAUUAUAGCAGCAAGAAAAGCUAAUAGUUGAAACAGCUGGAAAGGCAGCUACCAUCUAUUCAAUCCUAUGUAUCAGCAUAAUGUGUACAGAUAUAAAGGACAGAGGUAAUGUGUACAGCUUGUAGCUUUGACAUCAUGUGUUUUAUAUUACCCAAGGAUUUUCAGUGCAUUAAGCUAUUCAGUCGUGUUUCUGGAGGUUGUUGGUCUCCUCUGUGGGUUUGAUUAUCAAUCUGUGGAAUGUUGGACUGAUUGUGGUCCCGCUCGCCUGCCUGCCGAAGGACCAUGUUAGCUCAGUCUGCUGGUCUCAAGUGCACUUGUAUAAGUGGAAAGUGAGAAACAGUCGUGCUCUUAUGGCAGUUCCCCAAAAUGUAUGGGAAGCAAAAAUGCCAAAACCCCUUUUGUAACGAAGGUGAGGCAGCGCCGCCGCCGUCAUCUCUUAUCCGCUGUUCUUUGAUCUCAACACUCGGGUGCUUGUUAACCUGCCUGUGCUUCACACGGAGACUGUGUCAUUAGAGCUUCAUCCAACUGGAUUAUCUGUUAACCAGCAGACAUUCAACUACUACAAAGCUACUGGCAAACUCAACGUGACACACGCAGCAUCGGUGCUUUCGGACAAACCCGACAUAAGAGCACUUCUGCAUGUAGCAGUGCACAGCGUUCCCAGCAGUCGUCCUCCUACGUUUGUGGAUGACCAGGAUAGAUGCACCACUUUGCUGUGGGGAACCCGUCUAAGCAGACAGACGGGCAGACUGUUGAUCUGUCUGAACCAGUGCUGAGCCUCCCCAGGUUGCUUCUACUGACCUACAUCUUGACUUGUAUCCUGUAAUCGUCAUCCAGUUUCCUCUCUCUCUGUGUUUCUCUCUGUCUUGUGUAUGUGGUCAAGCACAGGCUACAAUUUCUUUCUAUUUUUUUUCUUUUUUAAAUCAGAAAUGCUAUUUUCCUAUUUGCAAAAAUAAACAGCAAGAACAAAAACGCUAAA
This is a messenger RNA of Betta splendens (Siamese fighting fish), 3497 nucleotides long. Its product is annotated as Krueppel-like factor 15. Bases 213 to 1472 code for a protein of 419 amino acids. Gene Ontology annotation, molecular function: DNA-binding transcription factor activity, RNA polymerase II-specific; RNA polymerase II cis-regulatory region sequence-specific DNA binding. The transcript is spliced from 3 exons. Gene Ontology annotation, biological process: regulation of transcription by RNA polymerase II. The record is from RefSeq and is a predicted model, not a curated record. Lineage: Eukaryota; Metazoa; Chordata; Actinopteri; Anabantiformes; Osphronemidae.